Messenger RNA from Closterium sp. NIES-65, 1602 nucleotides. The record is from the annotation of a GenBank genome assembly. Lineage: Eukaryota; Viridiplantae; Streptophyta; Zygnematophyceae; Desmidiales; Closteriaceae.
AUGCCGUUGUCGCGCGUCAGCAAUUCACGAAGACCUACUAGCCGCGCCGCCUCUCGUGCGAGUCCCGCCGCCUUCAAGGCGGCGCUACGGCUGCGAUCUUCGCGAUCGUCGCGAUGGUCGUCUUCGUCGUCGCAGGGCCGCCAUCACAAUGCUCUGUCGCUUCUCGUGCCGCUGCUGCUGGCGGCGCUGCUCGUGCCGCGAGCGGCGGACGCGGCGUGCUCGCGCGUGCGGCAGGUGGUGGUGGUCGGCGCGGGCAUGUCGGGCGUUUCGGCUGCUUACCGCAUCGUCACUCACAGCGGCGGCGAAUGCUUCAAUGUACGUACGGCAGGUCUUCUCAUCUCCUUAAUUUUCCCUUGCCCCUCCUUCCCUCCCCCUCUUUCCCUCUUUCGCCCUUUUUUCCUCCGCCCCCCUCCCCUCCCCUCAGGUGACUGUGGCGGAGGGGCGCGGCGGCAGGGUGACGGUGGUGGAGGCGCGCGGCAGGUGACGGUGGUGGAGGCGCGCGGAAGGGUGACGGUGGUGGAGGCGCGCGGAAGGGUGGGCGGGCGCAUGUGGAGCCGAACGGAGGCCGCCCCUGCCGGCUCGCCCACGACGUUCCUGCGAGGCGAGAUGGGCGCACAGUGGAUCGAGGGCGCCACAGCAGAACGGGGGGAAAUCCAAUUCACAGCCAAGGGGAGGAGGUACGGGGACGCGGAGUGGGCGGCAGCGGAGGCGGAGUAUCAGACGUUAGUACGGCAAGCCUUGGCCUGGGCGGGCAAGCAGAACAAGGAUGUGAGCCUGCAGCAGGCGUUCACUAGCGGGCCUUGGAAGCGAAAGAUGUUCUACAAGCCCUAUGCUCAGUCUCGCCUGGCAGUGGACUACGAGUUCAACUUCGGCACGGCCCUCUCGCACCUGUCAGCAUGGUACUACGACUCCGAUGCCUUCGACCCGCCCACCAUGGUGGUUACCAACGGCUACGACAACAUCCCCAAGAUGCUCAUGCAGGAAGCGCAAGGAAAAGGAGCAAAGCUGCUCCUCAACUUUGAAGUCACGGCCAUCUCGCAGUCCUCCACAGGCGUGCAGAUCACGGGAAAGAACACCGCCAGUGGCGCCACCGGCACGCUGGACGCCGACGUGGUGAUCGUCACCAUCCCUCUCGGGGUGCUCAAGGCCAACACCAUCGCCUUCUCUCCGUCGCUCCCCCCCCGUAAAACCGGCGCCAUAGCCCGCCUGGGAGUGGGCGCAAUCGCCAAGAUCUUCUUCUUCUUCAACCAGACCUUCUGGCCGGUCAACGUGGACGAAUAUUUCAUCGAGGAUGCGCAGCUGCCCGCAAAUCGCGGGCGGUGGGUGGAUUGGGUGAACCUGAAGCGCGCGUGGGGGCAGACGGCUUUGGAGGGAGUGGCUCUGGGGGAGUAUGCGGUGAGAAUGGCUACGAUGAGCGAUGAGGAGGUGAUUAAAGACGCCAAGGCGAAGAUGGCGCGCAUGUUCCCGCAGUACCGCAAGAAGCCGCUUGAGCCACUGGCCACUUGGAUCCAGCGCUGGACCGCCGAACCGUAUUCGCGGGGGGCGUACAGCUAUGCGCGCCGUGGGCGUGCGGGGGAACGAGGAUCACUGCACGGACUAUGA